CACAGAGGAAGAGAGACAGGCAGAUACUCAGAGAGUAACCAGAGAGAGGAGAUGGGGAGGGCACCCUGCUGCGACAAGGCAACGGUGAAGAAGGGGCCAUGGUCGCCGGAGGAGGACGCAAUGCUCAAGAACUACAUCGAGGAGCAUGGCACUGGGGGCAACUGGAUCGCACUGCCACACAAGAUAGGGCUGAAGAGGUGUGGCAAGAGCUGCAGGCUGAGGUGGCUGAACUACCUGAGGCCGAACAUAAAGCAUGGGGGCUUCACCCCAGAGGAGGACAGCAUCAUCUGCAGCCUCUACAUUAGCAUAGGGAGCAGGUGGUCAAUCAUAGCCGCACAGCUGCCGGGAAGGACCGACAACGAUGUCAAGAACUACUGGAACACGAAGCUGAAGAAGAAGCUCCUCGGGCGGCGCAAGGACCGGGACACGCACCACCGCCAGAGCGAGAUGUCCACCGAGAACGUGAACGACGGUGAGCGGGCGCUGAGCGCGUCGGCGAUGGAGAGGAUUCAGCUGUGUAUGCAGCUGCAGGAGCUGCAGAAUCCUCUCAGCGCCCACCAUAACCCCAUGAUAUGGCCUAGUAGGGCCACUCAAAGCAACAACAGCAAUGUAACAGUUACUGAACAAGGGCAGUCCAGCUCUCUGAAUGAGCACCUGAAUGCGCAGCUGGAGAGCGCUGCCAUAGACGGCCUAGCUUCGCCGUCGAGCGCAGAGAACUCGAACGUCAUCACCAUCGAGGCCGAGCUUGAAGAACUUCUCUACGGUGAGGGGAAUCAAGCGAAAGCCGGCGCGAUUGACAGCUGUGUGCAGCAAGGGGAUGUGGACUGGUGGAGCUAUGAUCUGGGCAAGUCUGUGAACUACUGGGACUCCACCCCUGAAACAAACUCACUGUUCCAGGACUACACAUCUGUUUUUGACAUUUAAUUUGAAGUGUGAAGAAGCUGUUAAAAGUAAGUUAGAGAGGUAAUAGGGAUUGUCUAGACUUGAUUCUGGAUUUGUGACAUCUACAUAAACUGGAUGGAACGUCUUGUAAGAAAUUUGUAGUAAGGCGUAAGGGGUAAAUAAAGGUAUAUAAAAAUGUCAGGUUCCAAGAAAUGCUAUUAUAGGGACCUGUUCUGUUCAUAGGAUCAUUUUGGCUGGCAAAGUUGAUUAGGUUGCUUUUAUUGAAGAAAACAAGAA
Phragmites australis (common reed) is the source of this 1179-nucleotide messenger RNA. RefSeq names its product transcription factor MYB36-like. The coding region runs from base 52 to 924 and encodes 290 amino acids. The transcript has 3 exons. Lineage: Eukaryota; Viridiplantae; Streptophyta; Magnoliopsida; Poales; Poaceae. The record is from RefSeq and is a predicted model, not a curated record.